This is a messenger RNA of Labrus mixtus (cuckoo wrasse), 2430 nucleotides long. RefSeq lists its product as uncharacterized. The record is from RefSeq and is a predicted model, not a curated record. The coding region runs from base 242 to 1342 and encodes 366 amino acids. NCBI's taxonomy places the organism in Eukaryota, Metazoa, Chordata, Actinopteri, Labriformes, Labridae. The transcript has 7 exons.
GAACUCAUCGCGAGAACGAGAAGCCUACGCCCUGUUGGAGCACAGAGACAGACCCUCAUCUUACAUGUUUACCUUCUAAAGGAUUUAUUACUAUAAUUGUAAUGUUUGGUAAUUUUCGUAGGCUAUAGCGCAGUGCUUCCUGGAUGUUGAUGUUUUUUGCAUGAAGUCUUGAUAAACUACAAACGUGUCGUGCUUGUGACUAGUCGACGGUUCACGACGGGCUCUGUGUGUGUUUACUAUAAUGGAAGUAAUGAUGGUGGUGUUUUUGCUGUGGGGCUUCUUUGCAAUGGGUUUCUCAUACGAUGAGAUAGAGUAUGGAGGCACAUACAGGAUUAAGCUGCCGAGAAAGACUCAGUCUGUUGGGUUCAUCAAAUUGAACAUCCAGCAUGCGACAACCUUGUGGAAUCGGGACGAGCCUCUAACCGGUUAUAACAGUAAGCACAGGGUGCAAGGUUCUUACUUUUUCGUAGAAGAAGUAAACCACAAUGACAGCGGCAGCUACCUAAUGAAAGACAAAGAUGAGAAAGUAAUUUCUACCAAGACCAUGGAAGUCAUAGCAAUCAGAAGAUACAACACAAAAACAGUUGGCAGAUACUUUGACUUCACGUUUAAUGUGGGAUCAGACUCCUGCAACAUUUACUUCAUCCCAGAUGGUGGAUAUGAGACUCAGAUAGUUCGUAAAGGCAAACUGCUGGAGCAUGACGACCAGGAUUGUAAUGGAUUCGACUUGUCAUAUCCAUGUGGGAUUUCCAAAAAUUACAUGCAGUUGUCAUGCAACGGGCGCUUUGAGGUCAGAGAUAAGCAUGGUGACCUGGCCUUAGUGGAGACAGUGGAAGUAGAAAGUAAUUCUGCUGCUGAAGAAGAAGAUCAUGAGCCUACGUUUGAUACAUCCACCUCCAUUGGUAUUGGCAUUGGUGCUAUACUUGGUGGACUCAGUUGCUGUUGCUGCACCAUACGUUUCUGCAAGAGCAUAAGCUCCUCUAAUAAGGACAAGUCUGAGAGUCCUGAUGAGGAACCUACUGCUCAUUACCGUCAGUAUGAGAGGGAGCCUGUAAGACCGAGUUCAGACCAGCUCAGUCGGCCCUCUGAGACGCUGUACCCCACUGUGCCUCCUUAUAAUCUGAGCGUCCCGCUGAUACACAAUCCUCCUCCGCCCUCUGUGAGUGUGCCCCCAGCUUAUUCUGAGGUUUCAGCUCCAGCAGAGCAGGCGGUCGCUCCAACUUUCCCCGUCCCCUCUGAGGACCCCGAGCCACGGUUUGAACUCUCCAUCUCCUCGGCCCUCCCGCUCAGUUCAGACUCAACUUUCUCUGAUGUUUAUACUUCAGACAAACUCAACUUCUGAUGAAACCCUACAUUUUAAGAAGAACACUUGUUAAUGAUUAGAACUAUUAGAAAAUAGUCAUAUUGAUUAAGGCAAUAUUUGAGCCCAAGAGAACAAUUUAAAUUACUUAUUUAAGGCCCAGCAAGCUGUUUCCCCCUGUUUGCUUUGUAUCCAGAUUUAUCAAUCAGGAAUCAGAGUGAUAUAAAACGUAUCAUAAACCUGUCAUCGAGGGCAUUUAAAAAGAAACGGCUGAUUAGCCUGCUAAUAAUUUCAUUUUGUGGGACCCUUGACAGAAAGAUUACGAAAAUGUUUUCAUCUGAGUCAGUCCCAUUCGUUUUCAUGUAUAUAAUAGAUUUUAGCCUUCAAACUGCAAAUGUAUGGUAAGCCUUGAGACUCUGCCAAAGGAUAACAGCCCUAGGGGUAAAACACUCUUCUAGGAUGACUUUCUACCUCAUGAAACUCAGUUAAAACUUCCAGUUUUUUAAUAAUCUCAGUAGUAUCUCAUUGCACUGAAUGAAUUGCGUUCACAUGCAGUUCUUGUUCGGUGUUGUUUAAUUACUGCAGACUGUUAACACUUUCAAGGAAAUUACAAACAUAAAGUUGCUUUAACUCUGCUAAACUCCUACUUUUUCUAAGUAGGUGAUAUCAAUUUGAAAUGAAACAUGUUACAUUUCUCAGGAUAAUCCCAUGUAUAUACAUGUUUUAUGCUCUUAUAGUUAUUGUAUGUCAACUUUGAGGUAUCACUCGUGCAGUUACACCUCAAAGGAUACCUCAAGUGCAUUAAUUAACAUAAAUGUGUCACUUAAACACAUGUACAAGCCAUAUACUCAAAUGCAGCUGCAAUGUGCUUCUUUCUGCAGUUUUCAUUUGGAUCAUUCUCUUGUAAAUCAAACACAGAGCUGCAUUUGGAAGUUUCAUAUAUGUGUGUGUAUCAUGGAUGUCAAUUUUUUAUUGUAGAUUUUACUUUUUGAAUGUUUUGAGCAUGUCCUAAUCAUUUACUGGAACCAUGUUUAAGAACAUGAUCAAAUGUGUUUUUAAACCUUUUCAUAACAGGUGACCACUUUGUGUUUUCAGACUUUGUCAGUUGCAUUAAAGCUGAUUAAACCCGA